This is a messenger RNA of Didymella exigua CBS 183.55, 596 nucleotides long. The record is from the annotation of a RefSeq genome assembly. NCBI's taxonomy places the organism in Eukaryota, Fungi, Ascomycota, Dothideomycetes, Pleosporales, Didymellaceae.
AAACGUCCCGCAAGCCGCAACGUUUCGCUUCCUCUCUCUCUCGACCCUGUCUUGGCGUACUUUCCCGACGUCGAGCCCGCUACGUCAUAGGUCGCGGUUGCAACUGCUGCAGUGAGGUAACAACACAGCACCGGUCUUGGCAAACACCAACUGCGCACAGUCGCAAUGUCAAUGGCUCGGAGGAGAUCGAAUUCGUCACUCCGUACGAUGUGCUCACUCGCGCCGGCUUCGAAGUUCAGUCCGCCGGCGUCAAUCUCAAGAACGACAACUACGCACACAUGACGCGAAACAUCCACAUCGCCCCUGACUUUGUCCACAUAUACUCCGUUACCGCCCCAGCAGAACCUAGCUCCGAGUAGCAAGACGGACAGCAAAGCGACGGAGAAGUCGAGAGUGAUGAGUCAUCCGAGUGUAAGGGAGGAUGUCACGGGGAAGUGGUGGGAGUAUAGUGAGGAGAGGGUUAAGUGGACAGGAAGGUCAUCACUUCGAGAGGACCUGGCACAGCGAUGUUGUUUGCACUUACCAUUGUCGAGGUGGUGGCGAGCGAGGAGAAGAGAGAUGAGAUCUCUAGACCCUUGAUGGUUGCGGAGACUUUA